GUCGUGGAGUCAUUCAAUUUCGCCCGUAGCCAUAAACCCGAAUCUCUCCUCUCUCUCUUAUCAUCCUCCACAACCCAUCACCCAGACAUAGAGAGAGCGAGAGGGGGAGGAGAGGGGCCAUCGCAGAAGAAGAGGAAGAGGAAGGGGAAAGGGUAAAAAAAAAAAAAAAAAAAUUGUAAGGGCAAAAAAAUUGACACCACAUUCUUUCUCUUUGGGGCGAUUCCAUUGCCUAAUUUAUCCCCAAGUUUCCAUUUUCCGUUGGUUUCUCGUCCCUGCUGCUGUUGUUGAUCUUCGAUCUCGAUCUUCACCUACCAUCGCCCGAAUCUCGUUGACCUCAUGCCUCGGGGCAGAAGCAACCAGAAAUCUGUAAACCCUGCAGCCCUGCCGGAUUCCUCCGCAGCCGUCCGACCGCGGGCAGCCCAGAUAGAGACCAGGUUCCGGGGCGUGAGGAAGCGGCCGUGGGGGCGGUUCGCGGCGGAGAUCCGGGACCCCGGGAAGAAGACCCGGGUCUGGCUCGGGACCUACGACUCUGCCGAGGAUGCCGCCCGCGCAUACGAUGAGGCCGCCCGGUCGCUCCGUGGUCCCAAGGCCAAGACCAACUUCCCCAUCGACGGUGAGUCCUCCGGCCUCCUGAUCCGGGCUCUCCCCGGGGACCGACUCCCCUACAGCCGCCCCACCAGCAGCAGCCUCAGCUCCACCGUGGAGUCCUUCAGCGGGCCCCGCGUCUCGGACCGCGCCGUCCCCGCCGCCCCGCCUCGAGAGAGCAGCCGCCGGAGUCGGAGACCGCCCCCCGCGAGGGAGAUCCGGCCCGAGGAUUGCCAGAGCGACUGCGACUCCUCUUCCUCCGUGGUGGAUGACGUGGACGACUGCUGCGUCCUCACCUCGUCGUUCCAACAGAACGUCCUGCCGUUCGAUCUGAACCUCCCGCCUCCGGAUCUCGACGGCUUGGACCUGCCCGACACGGCCCUCCGCCUCUAAUGGAAUAUUAGACAGUCCGACGGCGCUGGUGUCGACGCUGGUCUUGUAAUAUCUUGUCUUCUUCACCCCAACCCUUUUUUUUUUUUUUUUAAUCUCAUUUUCCGGGAAAAGAAAUGAUGAAAAGAGGAAGAAUUUCGGGUACCCUUCUUCAUGAAUUUCCAUAAACAUAAGCUACUUUGGUCAGAUUAAUCAAAAGAAAAUCAUAUGUAGAUUAGUGUUGUAAGAGGGUUGGUCAGUUUGUCCUUAGGGUUUUCUGCAACCCCUCAAGCCUCAGGAUAGACGAUGAAUGAAGAAAACAAGAAGACGACCAUGGCGACGAUGAUGAUGUCCUGUCUUGUGUCGUUGAAACCUAGAAGUUUCAAUUUCGAAGAAUUUCUGAUCUGGGGUUCCUGAUGACCCCCCCUUGAUAUGUAUGUACAAAGAUUAAUUAUCAUCUUACUGAGAGAAUAAUUUCUCCAAAGUUUCCAUC
Molecule: messenger RNA, 1447 nt
Organism: Punica granatum (pomegranate)
Lineage: Eukaryota; Viridiplantae; Streptophyta; Magnoliopsida; Myrtales; Lythraceae
Source: RefSeq, a predicted model, not a curated record